Messenger RNA from Cuscuta europaea, 3714 nucleotides. The record is from the annotation of a GenBank genome assembly. Lineage: Eukaryota; Viridiplantae; Streptophyta; Magnoliopsida; Solanales; Convolvulaceae.
GAAGAAUUUUGAUAAAGGGGGUGUUCUUUUGUUCUUUUGUUCGAGGAUGAUGAGUGUUCUUUUGUUCCCAGGUAGCCGGUGAGGGUGCGGUUUGCUUCUUGACCGUUGGCCGUGUUCUGUGUUUUUUGGCCGAAGCGGUGUUGUCCGUAGUCUGGCGUUCACGCUUUUGAGGACGAUAACGACACUGAUCUGGGAGGAGCGGUGUGUGUCCUGGUCUCAAAGCCGAUAAAUGCCCUGUGACCUCAAGUGUUGCGCUUUUGGAGGGAAUUCUUUGUUCGCUAGCUUUGCUGCGGCCGAUGGUGCACCACGAUGUUAUGGACGUUGUGGUGCAUGUCUAAUGUUGUAGUUAUGGGCUUGGUAUAUUUUUGGAUUUUUCUGAUUUUGUCUCGGUUUGGAAAGGCCGGUGUAGUCCCCUAGUCCCCCACUGCUUCAGGUCGAAGAGUAGAUGAGGGGUGAAGGAGUAAAGGAUUUACCCAGGCCGAGGCGGACUCUUGUAUACACCUGAAUCCAAUUCCUUGGCGAUUCCCUGGUCAAGGUAACCCUGUGGGAGAACCCUUGGACGCAGGUCGCUUUCAAGAAAUUAUCAUCAGGGUUUUAUACAGGGCCGAUGGCGUGGGGUUUCUUGGUGGUUUUACCGCCGCGGCCGUUGAGAAAACCAUGCGAUUGGCAUUCUAUUCGAGCCGAUGUUGACGUGCCUUGAGAUGUGAUCUAUCCAUUUGAAGUAUCUGUGUUGCAGCCGAUACGAGCAUGCUUUACUUGUGUGGCCGUUGAGUGGUUGGCUCGUUAGUGGUGAGCUGGUGUUGUGGAAGUGGGCCUGACCCGACUUCUAAACUGGUGCCCAGCCCAAUGGGCCUUGGGGGUGGUGGCCGUUCAUGUGGCCAAUGGGAGGUUGCCACGUGUAGUGACCGUUGGGGGGGGAGGUCUAUAAAUACCCCCCCCCCCUCCCCCCUCCGAAGAGGUUCCUCAUUGCAUUCCUGAGAUAAUGAAGUGUUGCUGAAUUUUCUAGAGAGAUAAAGUUCUUUCAAGUGUUCUUCGUGUUCAUCCCAGCUUCAAAGGUUAGUUCAUCGAAACAUCCCUCUGUGCUUUGCCUAUUUCGCUUCCUAGGCCAUUGAUCCUUUGUUAGUGGGGAAAGACCCUUAGAUCCAAAGUAGAAAUCUUUAGGCUCUAGUUAAUUGUUAUAAUGAAGCCUUUGGACGAUGAGUACUACCCGUACGACGAUGAACCCUCUGCUAAGUCCCUUGAUUACCGGGUGGUGGAGGAGUGCUGUGAGGAGAUAGAGGAGUUGAGCUCCUUCAAGUCAGGGGAGGGUGAAGAUGAGGACGAAGAGGCCGCCUCAUCGUCUGAUGGUGAAGACGUAGUGGCUUCACGUGCUGUGGACGGAGCGUCUACAUCGGCUGCGAUCCCCUGCCCGAAGCCGGUUUCUGCUGUGAAGGGAGCUGCUCCGAUGAGAAGGCGGCGGCCGAAGAGGGGUCCAGGUUUCUUUUACCUGGAUCUCACCAACCUUUAUCUGAUCAAGCCGGAGAGUAGUGCGGCCGAUUACCUGGUGGCCCAGAUGUACGUGGGGUCGUAUGGACGGGUUAGGGCGCCCAAGCCGACGGAUCACGUGUUGAAUCCACCUCCGGGGUAUUUUGGAGUAUACCCCAUGAGCUUCACAAAGGGACUUAGGUUUCCCCUUCACCCCUUCAUCACAGAGUAUCUGGACAUGGUGGGUCUCCCUCCGGCCUUGCUGACUCCCAACAGUUAUUCGCUCAUCGUCGGCUUUCUUCUCCGCUGCGAUGAGCUAGAUUUAGGCCGACAACGGCAUUGUUUAUGAACCUGUACCAGAUUGGCCGAGGGAGCCACAAAAAUUGUGCUGGUUACGCCAACCUCCAACAGCUGCCGAAGAAGAGGAGUUUCACUGACCUCCCUUCGUCUAUUCAUGGAUGGAAGAGCAAGUUCGUCUUCGUGUCCUUGGGUGAGGACGGUACGGAGUUUCCUUCAGUUGGUCACGACAGGAAGUUCACCCUGCACGACGUGCCGAAGAGCGGUAUCCUGGAUGCCCAGGUAGCGGCGUUUCUAAAGGAUGGGCCGAGGAGCGUGAAACAUUACAUCACGGAAUACAAGAUGACUGCCCUCGGCUUCAUGAGGUAUCACGUUUAUGGUGACAAGGAAGGUGAUAUCGAGUUGUGGCCGAAGAUGACCACCACCUUUGAGGAGGCCGACAGCCCGGAUAUGGGCAUUCCUGCUGAUGCCGAUGACUUCGCUAUGGAUCGUAGAUCCGUCAUGGCCUUAGCAAAAGCUAAGGCGAAGGAGGAAAUGGCCGCAAAGGAGGCCGCAAAGGUGGCCACUGUGAGCGGCGCUCAACCAAACUCUUGAUGUGGCGAAGAAGCCGCCAACGCAGCCGAAGAAGAAGCGGCCCGCCGAUGACGGUCAGAAAAAACUUACUGAGGCCGGCAUGCAAUCCAAGAAGUCGAAGAGGGCUUCCACUCUGGCGGAUGCUGGUGCCGGGGUGGCCAUACCGGAUGAUGAUGCUGGGGGCUCUAAUGCCAUUGCCGUUGUGGACACGGUUUCGGUCCCUUCUUCGGCGAUCCUAUCUCAGUCGCCCCCUAUCGGCCAAGAGCCCCGUAAGAAAAGGGCCGGCAAGGAGCUGGCCGGCGGGACUUACAAGCUCGAGAUAGAGUACCCUGUGAAGGGUGGCGUCUUCAAUGACGCCAUUGACAGCCAUGAUGUCCUGGCCCAGGCUGUCCCGGUAGAGGAUCGGGUUUAUCUGAAGAAGCUGGGUCCCGUCAGGAUUUAUGAUGGCGGCAUGGACCUCAUCGUCCAAGGCGCUUUCAUGCUGAUGGAGAGCCACAAACGGCAGGAGCAGGAGAUUGCCCGCCUAAGGGAGACCGAGAAGAAAGCUGCUUCGGCUGAGGAGGCCAUGGCCUGCCUGGAUCGGCUUCGGGAGGAAGUGAAGGCCCUUCAGAAGGGUGUUGAUGAGGCCGAUGUGGCCUACCGGCAGGUAACGGCUGACCGGGAUGACGCUCUGAGGGCUAGGGACGAAGCCCUUCAAAGCCGUGAUGAGGCCCUGCUCCGGGCCGAAGACGCCGCCAGGGCUCAGGCUGAUUCCGAGAGGGCCACUGAGAAGGCCGUUGACGGUGCCAUCGAGAGGUUCCUGGCCGAAGGCUGGAAAGCCGAUGACCACCGGCCCUGGUGCUAUGAAGUCGUGGCGGAUCGGCUCGAAGAUUGGGGCCAAAACUGCCCUGCUGGUCAAGAGUACUUUGCUCGCGAGAUGGCUGUCUACUAUGACAUGGGCCAGUAGAGGAUGCAGCGGCUGAUAUACCGGAGGCUGCACCGGGCGUUUAAAAAGCUUAAGCUCACCCACAGGUGGGCUAAGAAGAACCUGAAGCUUCCACGGCUGAUGAGGGAUCCCGAGGCCGAAGCGAAACUCCCCCCAUCUGAGAGGUAGGAUCCAGUGCUAAGCUCUUCUAUUGGUUCGCCUGUCUAUUCCGACGAUGACACUAUGGCCGAUACUGUCGUCUCCUCAGCAGGCGAGGCCAGUGAGGGUGCUAGGACGGGGGAGGCCGAAGCGGAGCGAGUGGUCGAUGAGACCGUCCCCGAGAGUUGAUCGGCUGACUAAUCAUUCUGUAAUGUAGCUAGGCUAGUGUUUGUAACGUCCUUCUUUUUGUAAUGGCCGUUGAGCCCUCCUUAUGUAAUGACUUCAUAUUAAUGAAAUAUGUUUCCGGCCUUAUCAUG